Messenger RNA from Guillardia theta CCMP2712, 903 nucleotides. RefSeq lists its product as hypothetical. The record is from RefSeq and is a predicted model, not a curated record. The transcript has 11 exons. Bases 1 to 903 code for a protein of 300 amino acids. Lineage: Eukaryota; Cryptophyceae; Pyrenomonadales; Geminigeraceae.
AUGCUGAUCGGGGAUAAGGCAUGGUGGAGGCUUGCAGGAGCUGCAGGAGGAGGAGCUAUUCUUCUUCUCCUGCUAACCAUCACAAGUAACCGUCCGAACCGUUUGCACCAUCUGCAAUCUCUGAAGCGAAAUGCUUUGAAUGAACUUCAAGAUGCUCUGUCGACUGGUGAAGUCGUGAACUUCUUUAUGAAGAGUCAAACAAACGGAACCACGGUCUCCAUCGAUUUUGCUUCUGCUAUUCGAGUUCUUCUUCUUCAAAUGCCUCUAACAGCUCAGAUCCAUAUUUUCAUUCCAAAGGAAGUUGCUUUCGAGUGCGGAGGACAAGAUAACGCAGAUACUUGCGUCACCUUGGUAGAAUCCUGCACAGAUAAGGCUGACGCAUAUCUUUCUGCUGUCUACAAGAAUGAUCCGUUCCGGGCGACUGAGCUGCGAAAGGACUUGAAUUGCCAAUGCUUUGUCAGCAACGGUUGCUCUCCAUCAUGUAACGUAGCGCUCUACAUGGUAUGGGCCACUGGGACUGGUGUUCAGUGUCCUGCGAGACCCCCAGUGUACUUGGAGUCGAUCGGGGCCUUCCAGUACGGCGACCCCAUGGUAUCCAAUGUGAUGCCGUCGGACAUCAGCUACGAUUAUUUCCCUGAAUAUCCCAACCCUGCUGGCCAUGUCUUUGAUGUGUCUGGGGUUCGUGAGCAGUAUAGAAAGGAUCCCCGGACGUCUUAUCGGUAUCCUUCCAGCUACAAAUACUACCCUUGGUAUUACUACGAUGAGGACAUUUACAGUCCAAGCUACUGGUCAUACGGCUAUCCUGCCUCUACUGACCCCCUUCUUGAUUACGACCAGAUGACUGUGCCAUCUUCUGGGAACUAUUUCUACGACCCGUACUCUGGCCGUGUAUAUAUGUAUUGA